Molecule: messenger RNA, 624 nt
Organism: Arabidopsis thaliana (thale cress)
Lineage: Eukaryota; Viridiplantae; Streptophyta; Magnoliopsida; Brassicales; Brassicaceae
Product: F-box protein
Exons: 1
Coding region: 12-536 (174 amino acids)
Source: RefSeq, marked reviewed
GUUAAAAGUAGAUGGAGAAGUCCCCGGUGGUCAUGGCCGAAGAAGGAGAACACUCGGGAGCUAAGGAACUUCCCAAACCCAAAAUCUCCAUGUCGGAUCUCACCUUUGUCAUAGGCGUGUACACAACCAAAUCAAAGAAGUUAACAGUUGUAGAAUUUGGCGCGGACCGCGAGUUUAACCCUAAUGACCGGUUCAAAAUAGAAAUCGUAGACUUGAGUCGUUUUGAACUGCCCAAGUCUGGUAUGGAUGAUGUAAUGAUCACUUGGGAAGUCGUUUAUAAGAAAGAUUGGCAAAACAUUGUCACAAUCGUUAAAGGUCGAAGGUCAUUAGACACAAACUUACGAUGGUUGUUCAACGAUCUUCUUGCUCCAGAAGAUCUAAUCAGACGUGGCCUAACCGGCGAUGUCAAGGUGAGUUUAAACGGCGACUUACUUGACAAGAUCAGCCUUGAGAUAUUCAUUGAAAGCGACCAGAGAUAUUUUUCCCCUGAAGAUACUCUUAGAUAUCUUCAAUGUUUUUUCCCCUCUAAAAACUAAUUAUUAUGUAUAUACAAAGUCUGUGAAAUUUAAAAAUAUGUAAGCGUUUCUACCUAAAUAAUCAAGAGCUUUGUUUUGCACCAAAAAA